CGGGUCUUAGCUCAGGUUCCAACCCCACUUGGAGCUGCAGCCCCAUCUCUAGCUCCAGCUGGUUCUCCGCUGCUGAGCUCGGACGUUUCCACGCGUCCCACUGCGGCUUCCGGAGCCUAGCUCUCUGUUGCUUGGCUCGUGCCCGGGGACCUUCCAUUGCCCUCUGCACCCUGGGGCGCCUGGCCACGAACAUCUGCAAACUACUCGGGAUCCUUGCGACCGUGGGCAGCGGCUGCCGCGCCUGUCUCCCUGCGGAAGGGCUCAUGGAACUCCACCAGAAGCUGUGAAAGAUCAGAAGGGAUGAAGGACACCAAGAAAACAAGGCCCUCUAAAUCAUCAUGAGCAAGGCUCACAUGAACUCAGACUGAGGCAGCAUGCACAGGGCCUACAGAGGACCGUCCUUGCUGCACCUGCGCAGUAACUCUGGCUGCACAGCGGACCCCUCGCGUAACACGGGCGCCCCUGAAACAUGGCAGACGAAGACCUCAUCUUCCGCCUGGAAGGUGUUGACGAUGGCGGGUCCUCCCAAGCUGGCCACGAUGGGGAUUCUGACACAGACACCGACGAGGAUGAAGACUACUUCAUUUGCCCCAUCACUGAUGACCGGAUGUCCAACCAUAAUGUCAGCUCCAAGGUCCAGAAGUAUCACAGCCACCUAACAAAAACGGAGUGCGGCUCCACGGGGUCACCAGCCAGCUCCUUCCACUUCAAGGAAGCCUGGAAGCACGCGAUUGAGAAGGCCAAGCAUAUGCCUGACCCCUGGGCCGAGUUCCACCUCGAGGACAUCACCACAGAACAUGCUACUCGGCACAGGUACAACGCUGUCACCGGGGAAUGGCUGAAAGACGAGGUUCUGAUCAAGAUGGCAUCUCAGCCCUUCGGCCGUGGAGCAAUGAGGGAGUGCUUCAGGACGAAGAAGCUCUCCAACUUUUUGCACGCCCAGCAAUGGAAGGGAGCCUCCAACUACGUGGCAAAACGCUAUAUUGAGCCAGUGGACAGGAGCGUGUACUUUGAGGAUGUCCAGCUCCAGAUGGAGGCUAAGCUCUGGGGGGAGGAGUACAAUCGGCACAAGCCUCCCAAGCAGGUGGAUAUCAUGCAGAUGUGCAUCAUUGAGCUAAAGAACAGACAAGGCCAACCCCUCUUUCACCUGGAGCACUAUAUUGAGGGCAAGUACAUCAAGUAUAAUUCCAACUCAGGCUUUGUCCGUGAUGACGACAUCCGACUAACACCACAGGCCUUCAGCCACUUCACAUUUGAGCAUUCUGGUCAUCAGCUGAUCGUGGUAGACAUCCAGGGUGUGGGUGACCUUUAUACUGACCCACAGAUCCACACUGAGACAGGCACUGACUUUGGAGAUGGCAACCUCGGUGUUCGGGGAAUGGCUCUCUUCUUCUCUUCUCAUGCCUGUAACCGGAUUUGCGAGAGCAUGGGCCUUGUGCCCUUUGACCUUUCACCGAGGGAGCAGGCUGUGGUGAAUCAGAACACCAAGCUGCUGCAAUCGGCCAAGACCAUCUUGAGGGGGACAGAGGAGAAGUGUGGGAGUCCCUGCAUAAGGACUCUCUCUGGCAGCCGCCCCCCCUUGCUGUUCCGCCUUUCAGAGAACUCCGGGGAUGAGAACAUGAGCGAUGUGACCUUUGACUCUCUGCCUUCCUCCCCGUCUUCGGCCACACCACAUAGCCAGAAAUUGGACCAGCUCCAUUGGCCAGUGUUUGGUGACUUCGAUAACAUGAGCCAUAGAGACCACGACCACAUGGACAAUCACCGGGACUAUGAGAACAGUGGGGACAGUGGAUACCCAAGCGAGAAGCGAAGUGACCUGGAUGAUCCUGAGCCCCGAGAACACGGCCACUCCAACAGCAACCGAAAGCCUGAAUCUGAUGAGGACAGCCUGGGCAGCUGGGGACGGGUCUGUAUGGAGAAGUGGAACCUGCACAAUCCCUCCCGCCUGUACCUGCAGAGAUCCUCGGCUGCGGCCGGCGAAGUGCAGAGGCUAAAUGCUCUGGACCUUGAAAGGAAAAUCGGGAAGUCUGUUUUGGGAAAGGUCCAUCUGGCCAUGGUACGGUACCACGAGGGCGGGCGCUUCUGCAAGAAGGAUGAGGAAUGGGACCGAGAGUCAGCCAUCUUCCAUCUGGAGCAUGCAGCCUACCUGGGAGAACUGGAGGCCAUCGUGGGCCUGGGACUUAUGUACUCUCAGCUGCCCCACCACAUCCUGGCUGAUGUCUCUCUGAAGGAGACAAACGAGAACAAGACAAAGGGCUUUGAUUACUUACUGAAGGCGGCGGAAGCUGGUGACAGGCAGUCCAUGAUCCUAGUGGCCCGAGCUUUUGACUCCGGCCUGAACCUCAGCCCAGACAGGUGCCAAGACUGGCCAGAGGCCUUACACUGGUACGACACAGCCCUGAAGACAACCGAUUGUGACGAAGGUGGAGAGUACGAUGGAGUACAGGACGAGCCCCAGUAUGCACUGCUGGCCAGGCAGGCUGAGAUGCUGUCCACUGGAGGAUUUGGGCUGGACAAGGACCCCCAAAGAUCAGGAGACUUGUACACCCAGGCAGCCGAAGCAGCGAUGGAAGCCAUGAAGGGCCGGCUAGCCAACCAGUACUAUGAAAAGGCAGAAGAAGCCUGGGCCCAGAUGGAGGAAUAACUCCCCCAGCUGGUCCCAAGCAAAAGGGCUGGGGAGGACAGGACUGAUUUCUUUCAGAAGUUUUGCUAUGCUAUAAAUUCACUUUUGUAUUACAUUAUUUUUGACUCUUGAAAAAAAUCUUUGCAACAGGCAGAGACACUGUAACUGCCCUUUAGGGUGGUAUUUUGGGGAUGGAGUGGGGUGGAUAGGAGUUGAAUAUGCAGCCUAAUGAAUCACCACUUUUUCUUUUGAAGUUCCACUUUUCUUUUUCUUUCUUUUAUUAUUGUUUUUUGUCAUGAGAUGUAAGAAAGCGUCUUUCUGUCUGAAUGAAUAGACAGUAUCAGGGCUGAGCGCAUUAGCCUUUGCAGUCUGGAUUCAUCUCGGGGUCUCUAGGCCCUGAGUUAGGAGUCCCAAUGGAAUGAAGAAUGGAGAGCUUCCUAUUAACUUUCCAUGGGUCUUUCUUUAAGUGUGUGUGACAUUUUUCCCCCAGCAGAUGUGAGCUCAUUCAAUAUCAGCUUCCUUCAUACCACAAGGAGAUUAUUGUAUAAGUUUUUUCAUUUAAUGUCCUUCCACUGCGCACCUGAUUUCUUGCCAUCCAGCCAAAUUCCAUUUUGAAAGCAUGCUUCCUACUGUAGACUUUACAAGACAGGUUUGGUUUUUGUCCACACACAUUCGCUACCUCUGAGUCCUGCAUCGGUGGAUGUGGAAGCAGAUGGAUCUCAAAGCUUUCACAGGAAGGGUCAUGAUUCAGGAGCUGGGCAACUUUCCUCCGAGCAGAAGUGCCUCUGCGCCUCCAUGACCACAUCCACAACGGGGCUGAAGCAUCCCUGUGCAGAAUUCCACUGUCAUUCCUUGAUGUGGUAACGUUUUAUAAACUCUGCCCUCAGCCUGCUAUCCAUGGUGAUUUCUGCUGGAAUCUGGAUUUUUCUGGUCAUCUGAAGCAAGUGGUUUUCAGCUGCAGCCCCUUGGGAUUUGUCUACGAUGUGUGUGAAUAGGACAAGGGUGUAAACACUGGUUGGUUCUGGGCAUUUCCCCAGGGCCAAGCUGGAACUUAAUGAGAUUUUUCUUUAAAAAGGAGUUAAGAUUUAAUGUGAGUGUGAUUUCAGUUGCAGUCCCAAAUAGCCAAGGAAAGGGCCUUCUUUGAUCUACCACAGAUGUUAGAGCAGCCUCUAUCUUUGUUUAAAAAAACAAAAACAAAAACAAAACAGAGAAAAGCAGAGUACAACAUACAGGCUAUUCUUACCUGUUUGUUAAAACAGGCCUUUUUAGCCUAAUUGGUAGAGGCGAAUGCCUUUGAUUCCAGCAUUUGGGAGUAGUCAGAGGCAGGUGGAUCUCUUGAGUUCGAGCCCAGCCUGAUCUACAAAAUGAGUUCUGGGAUAGCCAGGGCUACACAGAGAAACUCUGUCUCAAAAACGACAACAACAACAAAACCCCCCACAUACACACACACAAAAAGCCAAAACAAAACAAAACAACAAUAACAAAACAGCCCAGGCCUUUUUAGGAUUUCCCUGUUGAUUCCCUGUUGAGUCUGCCCAGUCAGGAACUUGUUUGAAGCACUAGAUCCUGGAGAGUUGGGAGCAAUGGUGCACAUCUGUAAUCCCAGCAUACAAGUGGUAGAGGCAGAGGGAAUCCAAGUUUGAGAUCAGCCUGAACUAUAUAGUGAGACCUUGACUGGAAAAACUAAACAAACCAGAACACAAAAGAGCUGGUUAGAUGCUAAGAUAGCUCCAUGGGUAUAGGUUCCUGCCUAGCCUAACAACCCAAGGCCAGGUCUGGCACCCAGAUGUGGAGGGAGGGAACCAACAUCUGCAAGUUGUCCUCUGCUCUUCACCUGUGUGGUGUGGUACAGGUGAGCCCACAAACAGGUGCGUGUACAUACACACAAGUGUAAAAGAAGCAAAAAUUAUCCUCAACGACUGCUUUCCUCCACUACAAGUUGCAAAGCCCUGGGGUUUGUGUUUGAUGCCAUCACAACUGGUUUUCUUUGAGAGGUUGGUACUUGUCAGGUUCUUGUGAAUACCAGACAGUAGUUGACUGGCACUGUCCUGUGGGUGUCUUCAACUAGUGUUCAUGUUAGGUGUAAGAAGCAGCACUGUCGCCGGGCGGUGGUGGCGCACGCCUUUAAUCCCAGCACUCAGGAGGCAGAGGCAGGCGGAUCUCUGUGAGUUCGAGGCCAGGCUGGACCGACGGCCUCCAAAACAAUACAGAGAAACCCUGUCUCGUAAAACCAAAAAAAUAAAAAUAAAAAAUAAAGCAACUUGAGCGAUACUGAGGCUUCCCUGCAGAAAUGGUUAUUUCUUCCAACCCCAGUAUUGCCUUCAAAAGCUGGUCAGGGCAUCUUUCUCUCAGUGUGCUGGACCCAGCUUGUGUGGGGGGUGAGGGGGUGAGCACCACCAAUGCCUGGCACUUAUAAUCAAUUCUGUCUUCCAGUGCAAAGCAGGUAAAAGCCUAGAUUAGCAGAGCUGAUCAUGAUGUACCUUCAACUCAAAGGCAGAAACAAAGACUUCAGGAAGAGCUGAUCAUGAUGUACCUUCAACUCAAAGGCAGAAACAAAGACUUCAGGAAGAGUUGGUUCCAGUGGGGCUGCUAGCUAGAGUCUGAGCUGGAGCUGGGGGCCGGAGAGCUGCUGUUUUCCAAGCGAUCCUGGGAAUAAAAGCAUUUAACUGUAA
Mesocricetus auratus (golden hamster) is the source of this 5295-nucleotide messenger RNA. It is a transcript of the gene Eef2k, whose product is annotated as eukaryotic elongation factor 2 kinase. The transcript is spliced from 19 exons. Lineage: Eukaryota; Metazoa; Chordata; Mammalia; Rodentia; Cricetidae. The record is from RefSeq and is a predicted model, not a curated record. Gene Ontology annotation, biological process: protein phosphorylation. Gene Ontology annotation, molecular function: ATP binding; calmodulin binding; elongation factor-2 kinase activity. The coding region runs from base 470 to 2644 and encodes 724 amino acids.